This is a messenger RNA of Engraulis encrasicolus (European anchovy), 3633 nucleotides long. RefSeq names its product transmembrane and coiled-coil domain family 1b (gene tmcc1b). Bases 32 to 2374 code for a protein of 780 amino acids. The transcript has 6 exons. Lineage: Eukaryota; Metazoa; Chordata; Actinopteri; Clupeiformes; Engraulidae. Gene Ontology annotation, cellular component: endomembrane system. The record is from RefSeq and is a predicted model, not a curated record.
GGCGGGGGCAGGGGGGCCUGGGUCUGUCGGCAUGGCGACGGCGCUGGGGGGCGGGGCGAUGCCGGGAGCCGCGGGCCGGAGGGCGUCGGAGCCGGACCACGGGCUGUCCAAGAUCACCCACAAUGCACUAGAGAACAUGGGCUCGGCGCUGGGCCACGGCCUGAAGCACCUCUUCCAGCCGCAGCGCCGCCGCUCCUCCGUGUCCCCGCACGACGCGGCCGCCCUCGCCGCCGCACAUGCCCAGACCCACUCCCCUGCCGGCGGCGUCGCCGACCUGCCCGAGGGGGGCCUUGGGGGCGAGCCGCUCUCCGGUGCCGACAACAACAACCACCCCUCCCACUACUUCGCCGCUGCCUCCUCGCACACCCACACUCACCUACACCACGGCCACACACACGUCCCCUCGUCCUCGUCCUCCCACCCCCACCACCAUCACCACUCCCUCUCCCCCUCCGCCGACCCCUCUGACGGCCCCGCUACCGCCCCUCCUCCCCACCCUGCAGCUCUGAGCCGCGUGCUACAGCAGAUCCGCGGCUCCCACCAGGGCCCCAUGAUGAAGCGCGGCACCAGCCUGCAGAGCCGCCGCGCCAAGGCCUCCUCCAUCUCCGCGGGGUCCUCCUCCGGAGCAGGGGGGGGAUCGGCCUCCGGAGCGGGGGGCUCGGGUGGCGGCGGCGGCGGCCCAGGGUCGGGCACCUGCGGCGGGGUCGAGGCAGGGCAGCAGCAUCAGAGGGGCAGCCCCCAGAUCCACCGGCGCUCCACGCAGGAGGUGCUGCUGCUGCAGGUGGGCCGGCCCCGCUCCUCCUCCACCACCGACACCCCCAGCAGCCCCGCCCUCGCCGACAUGCUCAUCGCCAGCUCCGGGUACCACUCCACCGAGGAGGCCGACCGGCUCGACCGUGGCGGCGUGGACUCGUCAGGAUGUCCGGCGGUGUCCCCCAGCGCUCUGCUGUCCUACAGCUCGGAGGGCGGCGCCUACGGCCUGGACGCGGUGGACAGCACGCCGGACCCGCAGCGCACCAAGCACGCCAUCGCCCAGCUGCAGCAGAAGAUCCUCAAGCUGACCGAGCAGAUCAAGAUCGAGCAGACCGCCCGCGACGACAACGUGGCCGAAUACCUCAAGCUGGCCAACAACGCAGACAAACAGCAGAGUGCCAGGAUCAAACAGGUGUUUGAGAAGAAGAACCAGAAGUCGGCCCAGACCAUCCAGCAGCUGCAGAGGAAGCUGGAGCACUACCACCGCAAGCUGAGGGAGGUGGAGCACAACGGCAUACCGCGCCAGCCCAAAGACGUGCUCCGGGACAUGCACCAGGGGCUGAAAGACGUCGGAGCCAAGGUAACCGGUGGCUUGUCCAGCUUCUCCCAGGCCACCCACUCAGCGGCCGGCGCCGUCGUCUCCAAACCGCGCGAGAUCGCCUCGCUCAUCCGCAACAAGUUUGGCAGCGCCGACAACAUCGCCGGCCUCAAGGACUCCCUGGACGAGUCGGGCGAAGACGGCCCCGGUGGCGGGGGCGGAGGAGGAAGCGGGGGCGUCUCGGGCCCCCAUGGGACGUCCCGGGCCCUCGGCGGUGGGAGCCACCACCUGCAGUCCAGCCCCAAGUACGGCAGCGAGGACGACUGCUCCAGCGCCACGUCAGGCUCCGCGGGGGCCAACAGUACCACGGGGGCCCCUGGGGGCCCGCCCAGUUCCAGGGGCCACCUCUUGGGGGAGCAGGGGGGAGGAGGAGUCGGAGUCGGAGGCUCGGGGCUGGAGAUUCUCUUCCAGGAGGUGCAGGACCUGAGGGAGAGCCAGGGACGCCUGGAGGAGUCAUUGGAGAACCUCAAGGCCCAUUACCAGAAGGACUACACACUCAUCAUGCAGGCCCUACAGGAGGAACGAUAUAGGUGUGAACGUCUGGAGGAGCAGCUGAAUGACCUGACAGAGCUGCACCAGAAUGAAAUCCUCAACCUGAAACAGGAACUGGCAAGCAUGGAAGAGAAGAUAGCAUACCAGUCUUACGAGAGGGCACGAGACAUACAGGAGGCGCUGGAGGCCUGCCAGACGCGCAUCUCCAAGAUGGAGCUGCAGCAGCAGCAGCAGCAGGUGGUGCAGCUGGAGGGCCUGGAGAACGCCACGGCGCGCACCAUACUGGGCAAGCUGAUCAACGUGCUGCUGGCACUGAUGGCCGUGCUGCUGGUCUUCGUGUCCACGGUGGCCAACUGCGUGGUGCCCCUCAUGAAGACGCGCAGCCGCACCCUCUCCACGCUGGUGCUGGUGCUCCUCCUGGCCUUCGGGUGGCGCCACUGGGAGCUCAUCUCGCUCUACCUGGACCGCUUCCUCAUCUCCACGGCAGCCGCCACCACCGCCACAGCCACGGACACGGAGGCCCCCAGAUGACCUAACUGCCCUGCGUGCCUACUUUACCUGCAGCAGGCAGGCCACCACGCCCUCCUUUGGAACACCCCCCCGCUCCUCCAGCCUCCUCCCCCCUAAACAAACACCUGGACCUUUUUUGGAAGCCCUUGGAACCUUCUGGCACCUUUUAGGAACAUUGAAUUCCUUAAUUGAUUGAUUGAUUGAUUGAUUGAUUGGUCCUCGCUGUCCCCUCAAUCACCCCUCUCGCUCGCUCGUCCGCCCGCUCGCUGUCCUAUCGUCAUUACUCCCUGUGCUCCUGGACCACACCCUACACUGCUACCACCUACCAUCUCCGGCUCCGCCCAGUGUCUGAUGGGGGUGACAUCCAGUAGGUGGCUCGGGUGGCAGACAGGGUGGCAGGGGGUUGGUGGACGGCACAGAUGAACUGAGCUGAACAGACUCUUGGUGCGCAACGAGCUGAAGGGGAAAGGGACAGACGAACAGGCAAACAGACGGACGGAUGAAUGGAUGGAUGUACUGUAUGGAUGGACAAACAGAUGGACGGAUGACAGGAAACGGAAGGAACAGGGUUGCAAAUGUUGUCAGAGAGGUAUAGACGUAAUAGAGGGGGAAUGUAGUCAUGGGACGAGUGCAGGAAUCAGAGGUAGAAUGAAGAAGGAAGCAGGGAAGGAAAGCAGGAAGCAGAGACUUGAAACACUUCCUGCCUGCUGCUGACCCCUGACUUAUGAACUUUGAACUCUUCACCUUCCUAGAUGCACUGCGGGAGGGGCUUAGCGACGGAUACACGCACAGAGAGAGAGAGAGAAAGAAAGGAAGAUAGAGAAGUGUGUGAGAGCUCUCCUGACUUCGCCCUUGCUUUUCUCCUUUUAAGAGUGAAUUUGUUUACAUUUUGAAGGGUUUUUAGAUUUUUAUUUUUCUCUUUUUUUGUUGUUUUGUUUUUGUUUUGAAGCCCACUGGAUGAAUCUUAAUGUUGUUUUUUAAAAAGUGUAUUGAACAGAUGCUUAUUAACUGUUAUUUUAACUGCUGUUCUUAUCAGUUUUAUGCAAAGGAUCUGGGUAUGUUUUUUUUGUUUUGUUUUUUAACAUUUUUAAUUUAAAACAUGAAAAUUUCAACCAUGAAAUGUGUUUGUGCUGAUGAUGAGGUGCGUUCUUAACAGCAGAUCUUAAUUCAGCCACUGCUUCCAUAGACAUUGAGUACAGUAUAGUAUAGUACAGUACAGUACAAUACAGUACAGAUUAGUACAGUACAAUACAGUACAAUACAGUACAGUAUGCUGUGUG